This is a messenger RNA of Penicillium pulvis, 1635 nucleotides long. Its product is annotated as putative extracellular lipase. NCBI's taxonomy places the organism in Eukaryota, Fungi, Ascomycota, Eurotiomycetes, Eurotiales, Aspergillaceae. The coding region runs from base 1 to 1635 and encodes 544 amino acids. The transcript has 2 exons. The record is from RefSeq and is a predicted model, not a curated record.
AUGGUAGACUAUACCCCUCCUUCUGUCACCCUCCGCCAGGGUCAUGUCAUUGGAACCUCAAGGGAGGAGACAACCCCGCAUCCUGUUGACGCGUUCCUGGGCGUUCCGUACGCUCUUCCCCCCAUUGGAGAAAGACGAUUCAAACCAGCAGAAAAGGUGAACGCCUCUACUGACACCAUUGAUGCCUCGAAAUUUGGUCCUGCAGCUCCAGGCAAGCCAUUGCUCGCCAAUGGUCCAAAACUAGAGCAAAGCGAAGAUUGUCUCACUGCCAACAUCUUUCGGCCUGCUGGAACUACUGAAGCAGAUAAGCUGCCCGUGGCGAUUUAUGUUCAUGGCGGUGCUUUCAAUCGUGGUGCGGCAUCGAUGCACAAUACCGCCUCUAUGGUCGCUUGGUCCGAGUCUCCUUUUAUUGGCGUCAGUUUCGGGUAUCGCAUCGGAGCUUUGGGAUUCUUACCAUGUACUCUCUCAAAGAAGGAAGGUCUUCUAAAUCUUGGACUGCGUGACCAGGUCCUCUUGUUUGAAUGGGUACAGGAGAACAUCGGGAAGUUCGGAGGUGAUGCUGGCAAUGUCACGCUGUUCGGUCUGUCAGCAGGAGCCCACUCGAUUGGCCACCAUAUCCUGAAUUACAAUGACCAGUCCCCGGCAUUAUUCCACCGUGCCAUCAUAGAAUCCGGCUCAGCAACAUCUCGCGCCGUCCGCCCCUACAACGCAACAGUACACGAAAGCCAAUUCAAGAAUUUCCUCAAGGAAGCCGGCUGCCCGUCCAAAUUGCCCGAAGACGAAAUCUUCCCCUAUCUCCGCUCUCUCCCGAGUUCGACCGUGACAGACGCGCAAACCAAAGUGUUCGACAAGUACAACCCAUCGCUCCGAUGGGCUUUCCAGCCCGUAAUCGAUGACGAUCUCAUCGCCCGGAAGCCACUGGAUGCCUGGAACUCUGAGCUGUGGAACAAAGUCCCAAUAAUGACUGGAUACAACAGUAACGAAGGAACGUACUACGUCGACAAGAAAAUGUCCGACCCAGCGCAGUUCCGUCAUUUCUGGAAAAGUCUCCUACCAGAACUCUCUUCUGACGACUUGGAUACCAUCGAUCGCCUCUACCCUGACCCCAGCUCUGAUCCCAAUUCGCCGUAUGUGGAAACCAGGACUGGGUACGGUCUUGGAUCACAGUAUAAGCGAAUUGAGGCUGCGUAUGGACACUAUGCAUACGUUGCACCUGUUCGUCAGACGGCGCAGUUUGCCUCGUCUCAAGGUGUACCAGUUUACCUGUACAACUGGGCUUUUCCAAAGACUGUUGUUGGUCGGGCGAACCACGGAGAAAAUAUGGCAUAUGAGACUUUUGAUAAUGCUAUCACGGGGGUAUCGGAGUCACAAAAGGAGCUCUCGGGUACUCUCCAUGCAUAUUUGACUAGCUUUAUUACAAAGGGUGAUCCGAAUGCCAUCUCGGGUCGUUAUGGGAACCGACCUGAGUGGAAGAUUUACAAUCCAAGUGAUGCACAUGUCUUGAUUUUUGGACAGGGGAAUGAGGAGCUCAUCGGGGGUUCCACUGCUCCCGCUGCUAAAUUUGUGAAGGAUGAGUGGGCGAAGGAGGAGACUGAAUUUUGGUGGUCGAAGGUCCCGAUCUCCCAGCUUGCUUGA